AUGCUCUGGUUAUCAGUGGCAUGUAUCCUCCUGGAGAUCUGCUUUCUGAGGAUACCCAAAGUGGAAGGAUUCUCACUGUUCCCUCCACAACUUAACCCUUCUCUAAAAUCCUGUCUUCGCCGUGACAGAGCCACAUCCACCACUUCCACCACCUCCACCAGGCUGAUGCAAUCUAACGAUGACAAAGAGGAUGACGACGAAGAACGACGUAUGGAAAUGGUACGACAGCUGCAAAAGACAUUUUAUCAAUCCACCGCCACAACAAGUAGUGAUGAAGACAAAGACGAAGGACCGUAUCUGGAACCCGAAACAGGUCGCAUGAUGCAUCUGCCCUUAUGGCGCGUAGGAUGGAUCGAAGUACCGGGACGGGCCAAUUGUUUGAACGUGCACGAAGGUCACUAUACGAACAUGUUUGAAAAGAUUCUAGCGACGCCCAAAGAAGAAAAUGGCUGGUAUUUUGGACAUUUGCACUUGCCGGGCGGAACCAAAGCAUCUCGCAGCAAUGAACCCCAAUUUGCACUCAAAACGUGGCAAGAAGAAUGUCAAGACGACACGCGAUUUGACAUUCCAGAACGAUCGGCCGUGGUGGGCACAUUGAUGCGGAUUGCCGAUUAUCGACGCAUCCAAGACGGACGCUUGGUCAUUCUGGUGCAUGCACUGGAACGGUUCGUCGUGGAUACCGUCGUGCAAUCGUUCCCCCAUGGUGUGGCCCAUGUACAGAUAUUACCCGAUACAGACUUGUGGAUGUCGGACGCUACGAGCAAAAUGGACGAGAACUUUGCCAAGGUGAAACGAGCCAAGGCCGUGGCGGACGCCUUUUCGUAUUAUCACGACUACGAAUGUGAUCCCAGCAUCGUUCUGGCAUUGCCACAAGAUACGGAAUAUAUGAAGGCACAAGAUAUCUUUGGAGUCGAGAUUGCCAAGUGCCUUCCAUUUGCCUUUCUCGCCGAACAAGAUACUCUACUGCCAGAGCCAGAACAACAACCAGAAGAAGCAGAAGAAGCUUCCUUCGCCGGCGGCACCCCCUUGUUGGAAGACCUGUUGCAGCGAGACCUCAUUUUACGCAAUCCGCCACCUGUCGUCGGUAUCAAGAGUCUAUUGCUGCCAGAUCCAACAAUGAAUGAUGAUGACGAAGGCAACCAAUCUGCUCCAACGACGGACGAUCUGGAACGACUCGUCUGGCAAAACUUGCAAGACUUGUGCCGUGCCGCACGCUAUAAAUUACCGCUGGAAAUUGCCCGUCUCAAACCACCCGGCAUGGAGGAUGUAUUGCCAACAGAACAACCCCAAACAAUCGAACAUUCCGUGUCGACCAAAUAUCCCAAAGCACGACGGCAGUGGCGGCUGAGCUUUCAUGUCGCCAGCCAAUUGGAGAACAUCAGUUCGGAAGGUGUCAUGGAACUGCGACACAAAAUGCUCAUGACGCCAUCGACACGCUACCGAUUGGCGGCCCUUGUGGAACGACUCCAAGACAUUAACAACACGUACAUGGGACAAUUUGAAUGA
Molecule: messenger RNA, 1506 nt
Organism: Seminavis robusta
Lineage: Eukaryota; Bacillariophyta; Bacillariophyceae; Naviculales; Naviculaceae
Source: the annotation of a GenBank genome assembly